UCAACCGGAACACCCGGUAGAGACUAUAAAGCCUCUGAACUUGUUCAAAUCUCCGCUUGAACAGACGAGAAAACAGUCGUCAUGGCGUCCACGCUGCCCAUCAAGAUCGGAAUAAUUGGUGGUUCAGGUCUUGAUGAUCCAGAUAUCUUGGAGGGAAGAACCGAGCGCUACGUUGACACGCCAUAUGGAAAGCCAUCAGAUGCCCUGAUACUGGGGAAGAUAAAAAAUGUAGAGUGUGUGCUCCUGGCAAGACAUGGGAGACAACACACCAUAAUGCCAUCCAACGUGAACUACCAGGCCAACAUCUGGGCACUCAGAGAAGAAGGGUGUACACAUCUGCUGGUCACCACGGCCUGCGGCUCACUGCGGGAGGAGAUUCAGCCAGGAGAUAUUGUCAUCAUAGAUCAGUUCAUUGACAGGACCACCAAGAGAUCUCAAACGCUGUACGACGGGCAGCCCACCAGUCCCCCAGGUGUGUGUCACAUCCCUAUGGCUGAGCCUUUCUGCAACAGAACCAGAGAGGUUUUGGUGGAGGUGGCACGGAGUCUGGGGAUAAAGUGCCAUGUGCGAGGGACCAUGCUGACUAUUGAGGGGCCUCGCUUUUCCUCGCGGGCAGAAAGCCUGAUGUUCCGCCAGUGGGGUGCUGAUGUCAUCAACAUGACCACCGUGCCAGAGGUGGUCCUCGCCAAGGAGGCCGGCUUGUGCUAUGCCAGCAUCGCCAUGGCAACAGACUACGACUGUUGGAAGGAACAUGAGGAGGCGGUCUGUGUUGACAAUGUGCUGAAGACGAUGAAGGAGAAUGCCAACAAAGCUAGCAGUAUCCUGCUCACUGCAAUACCCCAGAUUAGUCAGAUGGACUGGGCUCAGACAAUGAAGACCUUGAAAUCAAUGGCACAGUCUUCAGUAAUGCUACCAAAGCACUAAGCGUGCUGAAAACAAUCGAGUAGAAAAGGAUAAGGAUACCAGACACCGCCCGCACAAACUCCCGACACAGACAACGGACUCAGCUUUGCCUGUGGAUUCGUCAUCAGUGAAUCACAAGAAAGUGCCUCACAUAAAUAAUGCACACGCUGUGUUUUCAGCUGGAUUUUCAGCGUUUUGUCUCGACUCAAAAUACACAUAUAACUCCUCUUCAUCCUGACUCACUUAUUUUCUCUGGAAACUGUUACUGUCAUCUUGUCACACGUUUGGGUAAAAACGAUAACAAACAAAAAAAGAUCAACAAAAGAUUUUAAGUCGUAAGAUUAUAACUAGAUAUUUUGUGGCUUUAUAUUUUUUGUGGUCUGUAAAGAUUUCAAAUUUAUAUAUUUGUUGCCUGUAAACCAUUGGUGUCUUCACUUCUGUUAUUACAGGAUAUAAUAAAAAAUAAAUUUAAAAUAAAAAUGCUUUAGCACAUGAAUACUUUCUUACUGCCUUAGUUGCAACACCAACUUUUACUUUUUAAAGCUGAUGUCUUGAACAUAUUUGAAGACGAUAUUGAAGUCAAACCUUUUAAAUGCCUGUAUACUCUUCUAUAAUAAGUCUUGUUAAUAAUGGGAAUGUUUCUGUCUUUGCUUGCCGGGGCCCCUUUUUAUAUUUUGUGGAAUGCUUUCAUUUGUAUUUCCACUUCCUGACUGUUGGGUUAUUAUAAACAGCAUUUAAUUUAGGAUAGAAUCUGCACUUGUACAUGCAAACCCUUUUCCAGCUUUAAUUAGAUAAUCUAACCAACAGCUUUUCAAAAACAGGUACUGACUGCAUUUACUGACACACCUGGAAAUGUUUGAUAUACUGUAAGAUUUUGUCAUGUUAUGAAAUGAGCAUUUUUGUAAGUGUUUGGCCUUUUGUUACUACUCAUGUUAGAUCAGUAUUCAUUCCGUUCACCUUUUUUUGUUUCUGUCUGCAUUUGCUGGACUUGAACGUCGUCACGACACACAUUGCACAGAACAUGUAGCCUCCUUGUAUUGCAUUUUCUUUCAACAAUAAUACAUUAUCGGAAAUGCUCUCAAAAAAAAGUGUUCAAUGAGUUGAGGUCAUGCUUAGACAAGUUAAUAAACAAUAAAAUCUGGAAUAA
This is a messenger RNA of Stegastes partitus (bicolor damselfish), 2050 nucleotides long. It is a transcript of the gene mtap, whose product is annotated as methylthioadenosine phosphorylase. Gene Ontology annotation, cellular component: cytosol. The record is from RefSeq and is a predicted model, not a curated record. The transcript is spliced from 8 exons. Gene Ontology annotation, molecular function: S-methyl-5-thioadenosine phosphorylase activity. Lineage: Eukaryota; Metazoa; Chordata; Actinopteri; Pomacentridae. Gene Ontology annotation, biological process: nucleoside metabolic process. The coding region runs from base 82 to 924 and encodes 280 amino acids.